This is a messenger RNA of Anarrhichthys ocellatus (wolf-eel), 2243 nucleotides long. RefSeq names its product neuron-derived neurotrophic factor (gene ndnf). Gene Ontology annotation, biological process: extracellular matrix organization. The annotation marks the transcript as partial. NCBI's taxonomy places the organism in Eukaryota, Metazoa, Chordata, Actinopteri, Perciformes, Anarhichadidae. Gene Ontology annotation, molecular function: heparin binding; protein binding. The transcript has a single exon. The record is from RefSeq and is a predicted model, not a curated record.
CACUUUUGGCAUUGGGUGGAAAUUUACUUUUCAUCAAAGCCAAAAAAUGAAACAGAAGAAAAACAUUGUAAAGGUCAUGACUGCAUUUUUGUUGUUGUUGUCGUUUCUCCAGGAGAGCCUGAACCUCUGGACCAACAGAAACAGCAGGUGACCGUGGACGAGGGGACGGAGCUCUUCACCUACAAGGGGAACGACGUGGAGGCGUACGUGGCCACCAGCACGCCCUCUGGCCUCUACCAGCUGGAGAUGCUGUCCACAGAGAAAGACAGCAACUUCAAGGUGUACGCCACCACGACUCCAGAGUCGGACCAGCCCUACCCGGAGCUGCCCUACGACCCCCGAGUGGAUGUGACGGCACUGGGCCGGACCACGGUCACGCUGGUCUGGAAGCCGACGCCAACGGGCUUUCUGAUGGGCCAGCCCGUCCAGUAUUGUGUGGUGAUCAACAAGGAGCACAACUUCAAGAGCAUGUGUGCUGCAGAGGCUAAGAUGAGCGUGGACGAUGCCUUCAUGUUGGCUCCAAAGCCCGGCAGAGACUUCAGCCCAUUUGACUUUGCCCACUUUGGCUUUGUGCCCUCUGACAACGGUUUCGGCAAAGACCGCGGCCUCAUGAGUAACAAGAUCUCCCGGGCGUACACAGCCAAGCCCAGAGCAUUGGACAUUCAGAAGGUGUGUAUCGGCAAUAAAAACAUCUUCACCGUGUCAGACCUGAAACCGGACACGCAGUACUACUUUGACGUGUUUGCCGUGAAUUCUGCGACCAACACCAGCACGGCAUACGUGGGAACCUUCGCCCGAACUAAAGAGGAAGCCCGUCAGAAGACGGUGGAGCUGAAGGACGGCAAAGUGUCAGACGUCUUCAUCAAGAGGAAGGGCAGCAAGUUCCUGCGCUUCGCUCCGGUGUCCUCCCACCAGAGGGUCACCCUGUUCGUCCACACGUGUCUUGACGCCGUGCAGGUGCAGGUGCGGCGCGACGGCAAGUUGCUGCUCUCCCAGAACGUGGAGGGGGUUCGGCAGUUCCAGCUGCGGGGGAAGCCUAAAGCCAAGUACCUGAUCCGUCUGCGAGGAAGCAGGAAAGGGGCCUCCACUCUGAAGGUCCUCGCCACCACACGACCCAGCAGCAAGCAGCCCUUCCCGUCGCUCCCGGAGGAUACACGCAUCAAGGCCUUCGACAAGCUGCGCACCUGCUCCUCCUCCACUGUGGCCUGGCUGGGCACGCAGGACCGCAACAAAUACUGCAUCUACCGCAAGGAGGUGGCUGAGAAUUACGGCGAGGAGCAGCGACGCCGGGAGCAGAACCAGUGUGCCGGGCCGGAGACCCGCAGGAAGUCGGAGAAGGUCCUGUGCAAGUACUUCCACAGCCCGAACCUGCAGAAAGCGGUGACCACGGAGACCAUCAUGGGUCUGGAGGCGGGGAAGACCUACCUGCUGGACGUUUACGUGGUGGGACACAGUGGACACUCGGUGAAAUACCAGAGCAAACUGGUGAAAACAAGGAAAUACUGCUAAAUGACUCUGCAAAGAAUAAAUCUAUUAUAAAUAUAUAUAUUAAAUAAGUUUAUUUAACUCUAAGUGAUAUUCUACUAAGGAGUGUAUACAGACUGACUACUCACACAAGCGCACGGGGCCUGUGGCAGUGACUGAACUGUUUGUAGAGAGAGAUAUCAACCUGUAUAUUUAUGUUUACAUUUCAUGCCGGUGGCCCGUUGGCGGGAGCUGCUUCGUCACCGGGCCGGUCGUCUCUGGGGAGGCAGAACAUAAAGAGAAGAUCAUCGCUCUUUGCCCGCUGCAUGACGUUUGCUCUCGACUGUCAUAUUUGUGCGUUUUCAAAUGACGACGAGGCGGAGGAGAUGCAGCAGCCGCCCGCAUUGUAUAGAUCUCUCACUGCAUUAUUCACUACAUGUUUUAGGAGGAAUUUAAAUUAUUUUAUACUUUUCGUCUCUCUUUUUGUUUUGUUUUUAUCGAUGACAAUAAUAACUGUUACCAGGAAAUUCCAGUUUUACGAGGAAGUUGUCAUAGUUUGGACAUUCCCUUCUGUAUCUCAGCCAGUGUUUGCUCUAGAGCUCAUCUUGUAAAACGUGUUCUGUGCUGGAGAUCUGUGUUAUUAUCACUGUAUCGCUGUGCGUGUGUGUGCGUGCGUACGUGUAUGUGUGUGUGUGUGUGUGUGUGUCACAUGUACAGAGUUGUCCUGCCAAUAUCCAUGUACAUAAACACUAAAUAUAGAACCAGUAAUCCCUCUGUCA